AUGCUUAAUACGUUAAUAGUAGGUAUUAUAAAAAUUAGCUUCGGCCUAGGUAAGAAAAUCGUCGCCCUAAGUACGGUAGAAAUAAAAACGCACUUUAAAAUAAUAACUUUCUAUAUUCUACUUAUUAAUACCCCGUUUCUCUUAUAUCUAAAAAACAUAGAUUAA
This is a messenger RNA of Colletotrichum costaricense, 165 nucleotides long. RefSeq lists its product as uncharacterized. Lineage: Eukaryota; Fungi; Ascomycota; Sordariomycetes; Glomerellales; Glomerellaceae. The record is from RefSeq and is a predicted model, not a curated record. The transcript has a single exon. The coding region runs from base 1 to 165 and encodes 54 amino acids.